GGAUUCGGCUUGGUUGCCUUCAGCUUCGUUCUUUUUGUUUACUACACCCUCUGGAUCAUCGUCCUGCCCUUCAUCGACAGCGACCACGGCAUCCACCGCUACUUCUUGCCAAGGGAGUACGCAGUUAUCAUCCCCGUGGUGGCCGGGCUGCUGCUGCUGCUCUUUAUAGGUGUUUUUAUAAUGGUCGUGAUGUGGAAGAGCAGGAAACCUGCCAAGAAAUCGGACUGA
Eurypyga helias (sunbittern) is the source of this 228-nucleotide messenger RNA. It is a transcript of the gene DPM2, whose product is annotated as dolichyl-phosphate mannosyltransferase polypeptide 2, regulatory subunit. The transcript has 3 exons. Gene Ontology annotation, molecular function: enzyme regulator activity. Gene Ontology annotation, cellular component: dolichol-phosphate-mannose synthase complex; endoplasmic reticulum membrane. Gene Ontology annotation, biological process: GPI anchor biosynthetic process. Lineage: Eukaryota; Metazoa; Chordata; Aves; Eurypygiformes; Eurypygidae. The annotation marks the transcript as partial. The record is from RefSeq and is a predicted model, not a curated record.